AUGGCAGGAUUAGAUUUCUCGGGAAUUCAACAGUUUGAUCCUCAUUCAGAGCCAAGUUCGCUGGCUUCGCAGGGGAAAGAAUGGCUGCAACGAUUCAAACGAUGUAUAGUCGCUUUUGACAUCAAAGACAAAGCAAGGAAACGAGCUCUAUUGUUAUACCUGGCCGGUCCAAAGGUGGAAACAAUAUUUGCCACGCUCUCUGAUACGGGAGAAGAGAACGACUUCGAUAAAGCCAUAGAGAAAUUGACAGAGUAUUUCGCGCCGAAAAAAAACAUUCUAUACGAGCGACAUAUUUUUCGCCAAGUCAGCCAGCGAUCUGACGAAACAAUUGACCAAUUCUGUACACGACUGAGACAUCGUGCCUCGACAUGCGAAUUCGAUAAUGUAGAGGACGAGAUUAAAACACAAAUCGUGGAAAACUGCAGGUCUAGUCGACUCAGAAGGAAAGCAUUUCGGGCUGACCCCAAGCUGGAUGAUUUGAUUAAAUACGCGAGAGCACUGGAAAUUUCUGAUCACCAUGCUGAAGAAAUGGAAAAGCAACACCGUCAGGAGGCUGUGUAUCAAAACACCAGACGAGAUUUUCCGCCAAGGGAUAUAAAAAGUAAACAAGCACAAACUUGUUAUAAUUGUGGAGGGACGUACCCCCACCAAGGCAGGCCCUGCCCCGCUGCAGGCAAGACCUGUCAUAAUUGCUCAAAAACUGGACAUUUCGCUCGAGUUUGUAAGUCUGAACAAAAACCAAUCUCUCGAAAACCUCGAAUGCCUCAGGACCAAUAUAAAUCGAAGGCAAACAAGUUGAAUGCUUUGAACCAAAAUCGGCAACAGUAACCACUCUCUACUGAGCCAACAGUACAAGGUGAACCGGAAGUAAGCGACAGUGAUAGCAAUGAGGAUAUAUUUGCUGUUUCGAGAGCCAAGAAAGUGAAGCAACCACCCAUGACAAAACUCAAAAUUAAUGGGGUGAAAGUAGAGUUUUUGAUUGACACCGGAGCUUCAGUGAACAUUUUGACACAAAAGGACUAUGAGUUUCUCUGUACAAAUUCAAAGGACCAAAUCUCUUUACGAAAAACUAAAACUAGAAUAUAUGCGUUUGGCUCUUCAGAACCAGUUGAGUUGAAAGGAAAGUUUGAAGUUCUAGUUGACUCAAAGCGUCGUGUUGCUGCCGCUACAUUUUAUGUCACAAAGGGAACUCAAGGCACUACUUCAAUUCUCGGUUGUGAGACGUCUACUAAUUUGCGUUUGAUUACCAUGAAUGUUAAUUCUGUGUCGAAAGUAUCGGCUGUCAAGUCGGACUCUGGAACUGAUACGAGUAGCUGUGAUUUGGAUGCGAGUAAAAGAAAAGAAAACCUAUUGAAAGGUAGGCACCCUAAUGUAUUUACAGGAAUUGGUAAACUAAAGGGGCAUGAACAAAAGAUUCACAUAAAUACCAAUGUACCCCCUGUUGCCCAAACGAACAGGCGUGUUCCAUUUCAUUUACGCAAACAGUUAGACACCUGGCUUGACGAUUACUUACAAAAAAAUAUAAUUGAGCCUGUAUCUGAUGAGAGCACUGACUGGGUGAGUGGACUAGUUCUUGCACCAAAACCCAGAAACCCCAAUGAAGUAAGAGUAUGCGGCGACUACCGCCAAGCAAACACAGCUAUAAAAAGAGAAAAACACCCAAUUCCUACAGUUGACGAACUGAUGGAAAGUAUGAAUGGGGCAAUUAAAUACAGUAAGAUUGAUUUGAAGGCUGGGUAUCACCAAAUUCCCCUUGAGAAAAGUUCCAGGUCCAUUACUACAUUUAUUACGCAUCGUGGAUUGUUUCGCUAUAAACGAUUACCUUUCGGUAUCAACUCGGCCAGCGAGGUAUUUCAGCAUGCUAUCGAGAAUGCCAUUCGAGGGAUAGACGGAGUUCGUAACAUCGCGGAUGAUAUAAUUGUUUGGGGGUCAACACAACAGGAACAUAAUUUACGGUUAGAGCAGUUAUUUGCUCGCUUAGACGAGUCCGGCUUAACCGUAAAUAAUGACAAAUGUCUAUUUGAUCAGAGAGAACUUUGGUUCUAUGGCUUUCUCCUUACUGAUUCAGGCAUAAAAGUUGAUCCAAGGAAAGUUGAUGCAAUUAAGCAUGCUAAGGAACCAAAGGACACAAAAGAACUCCGUAGUUUCCUAGGGCUAGCAAACCAUUGUUCCAGAUUCAUCAAGAACUUUUCAACUCUUACAUCCCCCUUGCGAGAACUUACUGUAGCCAAAGCACCCUAUGCAUGGACACCUAGACACACAGCAGCAUUUGCUGCUAUUAAAGAAGCUAUACAGAAAGACUGUAUCAUGCAUUUUUAUGACCCAAAUCAGAAAACAUGUCUAACAGUCGAUGCAAACCCCACAGGUCUUGGAGCAAUAUUGUCGAACAUUGACAGAGCAGGUAAUUUGCAUAAUGUAGCAUAUGCCAGUAGGUCACUCACUCUAACUGAACAACGGUAUUCACAAACCGAACGAGAGGCCUUAGCCGUUGUCUGGGGUUGCGAACGGUUUCACAUGUACCUAAUUGGUGCAGAAUUCACAAUUUGCACCGAUCACAAAGCCCUUGAGGUAAUUUAUUCACCCAAAUCCAAACCACCUGCUCGGAUUCAACAGUGGGCUCUUCGCUUACAACAAUACAAAUUUAAUAUAAUAUAUCGCAAAGGCGAAGGCAACCCUGCUGAUCUACUUUCUAGACAACCACUACCUGUAGUAUACACUGAACAUUGUGACAUUGCUGAACAAUAUAUCAAUUUUAUAGAGAAGAACACCAUCCCCAAGGCCAUGAGUAUCGAGUCCAUUAUUGCAGCAACUGCAGUUGAUCCAGAAAUGCAAUCAGCGAUUGAAAGUAUCCAAUCGGGUGUCUGGGCAAAGCAUCAUCCCUUUUAUGCAGUGAGAGAAGAACUCGCUGUCACACCAAACAGUCUCUUGCUCCGUGCAAAUAAGUUGAUCAUUCCAACAAGGCUUAGAAAUGAAACCAUGAUACAUGCCCACAAAGGUCAUCAGGGCAUUGUCAAAACAAAACAAGCCCUGAGGACGAAAGUGUGGUGGCCGCGAAUUGACAAAGAUGCGGAAGAGUUUAUUAAGCAUUGUCACGCAUGCCAGUCUCUCGGGCAUGGUGAUCCGCCACCGCCUCUUCAACAACACAAAUUGCCCUCCAAACCAUGGGAUAGACUUCACAUGGAUUUUUGCGGUCCAUUUCCCACGGGGGAAACACUUUUUGUUGUCAUUGAUUCAUAUUCAAAGUUCCCAGAAGUGGAAAUAAUGAUAUCCACUACUGCCAGCGCCGUCACGAAUCGCCUGGACAGAAUUUUCGCAGUUCAUGGCAUUCCCACUGAAAUCUACUCGGACAAUGGUCCACCGUUUGCUAGUGAUGCAGUGAAGAAAUUCAUGCGAAAUCGCGGAAUAAAUCACCGGCUUGUAACACCUUAUUGGCCACAGGCCAACGGGGAAGCCGAGUCGUUCAUGAAGCCCCUCGGUAAGGCUGUAAAAGCAGCGAAAACGGAAGGAAAGGAUUGGAAAGAAGAGCUACAUGGUUUUCUGUUAGCUUACAGAACUACAUCACACUGUACCACCGGGGUAGCACCAAGUCAACUGUUGUUCAAUCGCGAAGUUCGUACGAACAUGCCAACUUUUGUAAAAGAGGGGGAUAUUGAUUACAAGAUUUUACACGAACAGGCUAAGAUAAAUACGUCAGAGAAGCAGUCGAAAGCGCAGCAGUAUCCAGAUAAAAGACGACGAGCUCGGAAAGCAAACAUCGAAGUAGGAAUGAAAGUUUUGGUGAAACAAGAACGAAAAAACAAAUUUAGUACUGUUUUUGAUCCAACACCUUUGACUGUAACGAAAGUUAAUGGCACAAAGAUAACCGCAGCGAGACACGAUCUCACUACCACCAGAAACGUAUCGCAUUUCAAAAGAUUUUACUCAAAAGACGAAAGUGCUGAUGAACAGGAAUGCGACGACAGCGCUAGCGAUGUAACGGACGAUGAAGAUAAUAACGAACAGCCACAAGAUAUUCCACGAAGGUAUCCGGCAAGAGUACGAAGAAGACCUCGGUUCUUGCGCGAAGAAACUUAA
Paramuricea clavata is the source of this 4074-nucleotide messenger RNA. The record is from the annotation of a GenBank genome assembly. NCBI's taxonomy places the organism in Eukaryota, Metazoa, Cnidaria, Anthozoa, Malacalcyonacea, Plexauridae.